Messenger RNA from Paralichthys olivaceus (Japanese flounder), 1839 nucleotides. It is a transcript of the gene nanog, whose product is annotated as nanog homeobox. Gene Ontology annotation, molecular function: RNA polymerase II cis-regulatory region sequence-specific DNA binding; DNA-binding transcription factor activity, RNA polymerase II-specific. Gene Ontology annotation, biological process: regulation of transcription by RNA polymerase II. The record is from RefSeq and is a predicted model, not a curated record. NCBI's taxonomy places the organism in Eukaryota, Metazoa, Chordata, Actinopteri, Pleuronectiformes, Paralichthyidae.
CACGCUCCAGGUGAGUGCGUCACCUUUAACCUCUGGUUGGUCUGCGCGUGUUCGCCCGGAAGGUCCCGCAGCUUUGUGUCGCUUGAAUUUGAAGCGAUCUUGGCAACAAUCCUCCAUCGUUCACAUCGUGACGCUAAAAUAAAGAACAUGACGGACUGGAAGACGCAGAUCGGCUACAAGUACAACCCCUCGUACCAUGCAUAUGCCUACGGCCUCGUGUACCAGCCCGGGCCCGAGCAGAACCACGGGAACCACCUGGGCUGCUGGAGCGACGCCGGAGUCACCGACCUGAGCAACUACAGCGCCGGGGUGCCGCAGGCCUACUACACCUCCACCGCCAGAGCCCGGGAGGAGUCACCGCCGGGCAGUCCGGAGCAGCAGCAGCACGCAGCCAGCGGCCACCACCACUACCAGGGCUCCGGGGUCGUCUACCUCGGUGACGCCCAGGCGGGCCGCCUGCUCCUGGCAAGGCCGCACCGGGCUGCGUACGAUGACGCGCGAGCAGAUGGAGUCGGACGGGUCGGGAGCGACUCCACCAGUGACUCUGAGGCGCACACCUCACCAGACUCAUGGAGUUCAAGCAGUAGCAGCAGCAGGGAAGGAGGUUUGCCCCAAGCAGACCCUGCUACUUGGGUAAAGGGAGAUCUUGAAAGUGAGGUGCGCGACAGGAGCCCCAUUUCCAGCAAGGACAUUUCCAGCUCUCAUGUGGAGGAGCCUCAUCCAUUCGCUGUGGCAGGGAACGAGGUUGCAGACGACAUCGCCCCUCUUCACGUGCCCUUGGCUGUCCCUGAUAAACCAAGCCCUCCUGCUGUAAACAAACCUAAAGGAAAGGUGCGGGCAGCCUUCUCAGAGAGUCAGAUGAAUACUCUGGUCCAGCGCUUCAGGGUUCAGAGGUACCUCACCCCGGCCGAAAUGAAGAAUCUGGCAGAACUGACUGGCCUGACUUACCAACAGGUGAAGACUUGGUUUCAGAACCGGAGGGUGAAGCUGAAAAGGCACCAGAAAGACACCAGCUGGGUGUCUGAGCGCUACACGCUCAACAAGGACGGCCCAGUUCACGGAACCAUGUACAACAACAUUCCCCCACACAUCCCACCUUAUCGGGGAGAGGCCCAGUCCCAGCUCAAGGAGCAUUACAACCAGCACAUGAUGAAGGCGACCCCACAGAACCUGGCCUUCUACCUGGCUGCUAUGGGUGGCACCCCAGGGUCCGCUGGCUACCCCUCCUGGUCCACCGCUUCUUCCCAGAACUCAAUGCCCACCAGGCCCCAAACAACCGGCUGGUCCAUGCCGCCGGGCAUCAACCAUUAUGAAUACAACCCCAAUGCAUACAAUGCAUCCACGUCAAUCAACACCGGACACAAUACGAGCUUCGAAACCAAAGACGAGGAGUCUGUCAACAGCUGAAGCUCUUUGAAAUACUUGUGGUGCAAAACUCAUGGUACAAAACACCAGCCUAGUCAUGCAUGUACAUUAGCUUUUCUCUGAAUGGUACCCGACAGCUAUGUUUGCAUCUUUCUCUUCAACUUUCGUGAAUGUAUUUCGCAGGACUGGGCUGGUUUUGACAGGCUGGGUGUACAUAUUCCUUGUUCAUACUCCUGAUCAGUGUAUUUUACUGUUUUUAUCUGAGUUUUAUUUUUAUAUGCAACUAUUUAAUGUAUGUUGGUGUGUUCUUUGCGCUUGGUGAUACUCGAUGGGUCCAGUUUGGACACAUUCUUGUAUUACAGUUUUUUUUUUUUUACAUAUAUAUUUUUUUGAACGGUUUAAGGGCAGGUUCUGAUACAGAUCAGACGUGUACACAUUUCAACACUUUUUUUCUAUAAAUACACGUUCAAUCCA